UGACGGUGGGGGUAUUCAUAAGAGAGUAAUUGGCGGCAACAUCCUUCAAACAUUCAUUUGGGACGAAUAGUAACAGUGAGGCUGAGAAUCAGAUGCAGAAACUUACGGCCGUAGACACCUUAAACCAAACGUUCCCUCGAUGGUACUCUCCAGAAACAGGAAUCUAUUCCAGUAAAUACCCAGUCAUUCCCCUUCCAACUGACCCCUUUCUCGAUGUUGUUUCUUUCAUUUUCUCGCAGAAACACAAUGGUCUUACAGCUCUUAUCGAUUCUUCAUCUGGGUUUUCAUUCUCUUACUCAGACCUCUUUCCUUUGGUUAAAUCCAUGGCUUCUGGUCUCCAAAGAAGCUUUGGUAUUAAAAAAGGUGAUGUUGUCUUGCUUUUGUUGCCCAAUACCAUUUAUUUUCCCAUUCUUUUCUUGGGUGUUCUGUAUUUGGGUGCAAUUGUCACUACUAUGAAUCCGCUCAGUACUAUAUUAGAAAUUCAGAAGCAAAUUGUUCAUUGUAAGGCAUGUAUAGCUUUUUCUCUCUUUGAAAAAUCUAGCAAAUUACACUCAUUGGGAAUCCCUAUUGUAAGCGUACCAGAGCAUCCUACUUUGAUAAAGGAAAAAAGCGAGUUUCAAGUUUUUUACAACCUAGUUUAUGGUAAUGUUAAUGUUAACUUUGAUUUGAGUGUGAGGUCGGUGAUUAGGCAGGAAGAUCCGGCAGCGAUUUUAUAUUCAUCAGGCACUACUGGUGCUAGCAAAGGAGUUGUUCUAACGCAUAGGAAUUUUAUUUCUGUGAUUGAGCAUUUUGUGAGGUUUGAGGCUUCACAGUAUGAAUAUUCAGCUUCUGAUAAUGUUUAUUUAGCUGCCCUGCCAAUGUUUCAUGUGUAUGGUUUGUCCCUUUUUGUGAUGGGGUUGUUCUCAUUGGGCUCUGGAAUUGUUGUGAUGAGGAAAUUUGAUGCCAAUGAGAUGGUGAAGGCGAUUGAUAGAUAUGGGGUUACUCACUUUCCUGUUGUACCGCCAAUACUUCAAACAUUGAUAAAGAAAGCAAAGAGCGUUUCUGCAAAUGGCUUUAGGAGUUUGAAGCAGGUUUCAUGUGGGGCGGCUCCUUUGUAUCAAAAAACUAUACAGGAUUUUGUGGAAACUUUUCCUUUUGUUGAUUUUAUUCAGGGCUAUGGCAUGACCGAGUCAACUGCAGUAGGAACCCGUGGCUUCAAUACCAAACACUGCCAAAAAUACUCUUCUAUAGGACUUUUGGCUCCAAACACAGAAGCUAAAUUGAUGGAUUGGAUCACUGGUUAUUACUUGCCUCCUGGUUGUAGUGGUGAGCUUUUGAUUCGAGGGCCUGCAAUUAUGAAAGAAUACUUGAAUGAUCGCAAGGCAACAGCAUCUACAAUCGACAAAGAUGGUUGGCUACAUACUGGAGACAUUGUAUAUAUUGACUGUGAUGGGUACUUGCAUAUAAUUGAUCGUUUAAAAGAAAUAAUCAAGUACAAGGGUUUUCAGAUUGCUCCUGCUGAUCUAGAGGCUGUAUUGAUUUCCCAUCCUGAUAUACUUGAUGCUGCAGUAACAGGUGCCAUUGAUAAAGAAUGUGGGGAAAUCCCUGUGGCGUUUGUGGUCAAGAGGCAAGGAAGUAUGCUAACGGAAAGAGCCAUAUUUGACUGCGUUGCAGAUCAGGUUGCACCAUAUAAGAAGGUCAGAAAGGUGAUAUUUGUGCAAUCAAUACCAAAGUCUGCAGCUGGAAAGAUCCUCCGAAGGGAACUCAGGCGCUACCUAAGCUCUAGACUGUAAUGGGCAAAUCACUAUGUCAUAUAUGGUUCAACUCGAAGGGAUAUAAGGUCAGGUUGCACCAUAUAAGGUCAGAAAGAUAUACAACUUUUGUGGUUACUGAAUCAGGCACAUCGUCGAGCGCAAUAUCGUACCCAAGUUUAGUUUCUUGAUUUUACCAUUUUCAUCUUUGCAUGCUAUACAUAUUAUUCUUUAGGCUCUGUUCGAGAAGGAAGAAAAAUUUGAGGAAAAUGUCUUUUGACUACUGUUAAAAUACAUUUUAGUCUUAUUUUCUUGUUCUCAUCCAAACAGAGGCUGGUGAUAAAUGAAACUAUUCCUGCAUUCCAAUAAUUAGUAAA
Messenger RNA from Jatropha curcas, 2107 nucleotides. Its product is annotated as AMP-dependent synthetase and ligase family protein. Gene Ontology annotation, molecular function: CoA-ligase activity. Gene Ontology annotation, biological process: ubiquinone biosynthetic process. Gene Ontology annotation, cellular component: peroxisome. The record is from RefSeq and is a predicted model, not a curated record. NCBI's taxonomy places the organism in Eukaryota, Viridiplantae, Streptophyta, Magnoliopsida, Malpighiales, Euphorbiaceae.